AAUCAGCGAUAAUAAUCAAAGCACAAUACCGUGUCUCGAAGCUGGAAAAUCUGUUUAGGAACGUGAACGCGCUCUAUUAUUUCACUCGUAUAUGGUUUUGAUGCUGUGAAUUCCUUUUCCGGUUUAGCCACACGGUGAAAUCAUGCCUCUCGCAAAGGAUCUCUUACAUCCAUCACCAGCGGAGGAGAAGCGAAAGCACAAGUUAAAGAGGCUUGUGCAGCAUCCUAAUUCAUAUUUUAUGGAUGUCAAGUGCCCCGGCUGCUACAAGAUAACAACAGUGUUCAGCCAUGCACAGAGUGUAGUUGUAUGUGCAGGAUGUUCAACUAUCUUGUGUCAACCAACAGGGGGCAGAGCGAGACUGACAGAAGGUUGCUCGUUUAGGAGAAAACAACACUAAAACGAUGUCCCCAAGAUGAAGCCUUCAACGACGCACGGGGGGGAAUGGUAUAUUUACCAGGCUGUUCAUAUGUUGCAGAACUAAAGAAUUGUUUAACUUUUUUUAAUACUGUAAUAAUUGUGACUUUUCUUGAGUUAAUAAAAGGCUCAUCAAAGGGA
Molecule: messenger RNA, 555 nt
Organism: Zootermopsis nevadensis
Lineage: Eukaryota; Metazoa; Arthropoda; Insecta; Blattodea; Termopsidae
Gene: RpS27
Product: ribosomal protein S27
Biological process (GO): translation
Cellular component (GO): ribosome
Molecular function (GO): structural constituent of ribosome
Source: RefSeq, a predicted model, not a curated record